UGUACAAUUUCUCAUUGAAAAUUGCCUCAGGAUAUUUGGAGAAGACAUCACUUCCCUCUUGGGCGAGAACUCAAUGAGUCGUGGUAACAGCGAGAAGGCUGCAGACUCCGGCCCUAUGACUGUGACAAGCCGUUCUUUCAGAGCCAGGGCCUUUUGUCGGGGUUGCAGCACUUGUAGGCACACCCAGUGCACAGCCCCACCUUCCGCAAAGCCAGUACAGCUCUUUGGAGUUUCGCUCAUGGAUAUGUGUUAUAAAGACAACCUUCCCUACCCAAUUCUGGAUAUGCUUUCCUUUAUUAAUCAAAAAGGGCCCCUCACAGAAGGCAUAUUCAGCAAAUCAGCCAAUAUAAAAUCCUGCAUGGUCCUAAAGGAGAAACUAAAUUCUGGGGUCAAAGUGAACCCGUACAGCGAAUCUGUUCAUGUGGUCGCAUCCGUCUUAAAGGACUUUCUGAGAAAUAUCCAAGGAAGUAUAUUUUUAUCUGAUCUCUAUGACAAAUGGCUCGGUGUUAUUGAUCAAGGCAACAAAGAGGAGAUGAUAACGGCAGCCCGGAGGUAACGAUGCAUAAUUACUCUACUCUGGUCACAUCUCCAAAUAAUACCCAACAUACUAUGAGGAAAACAUUGGCUUACAUUUUGCAGCUUUGCCCACUAUAAUCAUGACCAACGCCAAAGUGUUUCAAUUCUUCACGCCCAUGGGGGCCAGCUCAGAAUAGAGGCACACUUUAGGGCUAUUAUUGUUCUUCUCCUGAUCUUAUUAAUGUGGACUCCUUGGCCGUUUUACACCUUCUGGAUCCAUGAAACUGGUAGACAAAAUUCCCUGGUCCAGGACAGAUCAAGAGCAACAACUGCCAGGGCUAUGACCUUAAAAGUCUGUCAGACAUUUAACCAACCAGGCAAGUGUGUAUCUGGCUCAGGAACUGAAUUCAGUGCAACAAUUUUGUAUACAUCCAUGCCUGGAACGCUGCUAGAGCGGGUUGUGUGCUAGAUAUACAAGGAUGUAUCCUGUUCCCUGUCUCUGUUUUUCCAACCUCCUAAGUGGAAUCACUUGCCUAAUUUAAAAGUGUGUUUUUCUGACCUUAGGCUUUUAGCCCAGCUGCCAAGAGCAAAUGUUGUUCUCUUGCGAUACCUUUUUGGAGUGCUAUACAACAUUGAGCAACAUUCGUCAUCCAAUCAGAUGAAAGCUUAUAAUUUAUCCGUUUGUAUAGCCCCAUGCGUUCUUUACCCACCUGAUUCCGAAAGCUUGGAAUUGGAAGACAACAUGAUAAAAAAGGUAAUGAGAGGUCUCAUUCUUGUCCCCCAGGGGGUAGAAUCCCUUCUUUGAACCGGACAUGUGCAGUAGUAACUCUGACGGAUGGAACUUUGUGAACUGCACAUUUUCAUUAGGCCCCUGUGGAAUGGCAGAGUUCUUUAUGCUACUCUGGCGGGGUCUGGAAAGGGGUGUCGUUAAACGGGAAACUCAGAGUGGUCGAGUCACUUCUUCCCUCUCCAGGAGACUAAACCUAGACUGACUAAAAAAGAGAUAGAAGAGUCGUGUGAUACGAUAGAAAAGAACCUGGGCUUUGGAGCUUCACCAGUCAAGGUUCAACUCUCAGCCUAAUCCCUGAGGGACUCGUAACCUUGGG
Molecule: messenger RNA, 1622 nt
Organism: Mirounga angustirostris (Northern elephant seal)
Lineage: Eukaryota; Metazoa; Chordata; Mammalia; Carnivora; Phocidae
Product: rho GTPase-activating protein 20-like
Exons: 4
Coding region: 74-556 (160 amino acids)
Biological process (GO): signal transduction
Molecular function (GO): GTPase activator activity
Source: RefSeq, a predicted model, not a curated record